Messenger RNA from Candidozyma haemuli, 2007 nucleotides. Its product is annotated as sodium:solute symporter family protein. The record is from RefSeq and is a predicted model, not a curated record. Lineage: Eukaryota; Fungi; Ascomycota; Pichiomycetes; Serinales; Metschnikowiaceae. The coding region runs from base 1 to 2007 and encodes 668 amino acids. Gene Ontology annotation, molecular function: urea transmembrane transporter activity; spermidine transmembrane transporter activity; putrescine transmembrane transporter activity. Gene Ontology annotation, biological process: putrescine transport; spermidine transport; urea transmembrane transport. The transcript has a single exon. Gene Ontology annotation, cellular component: plasma membrane.
AUGUCGGAUCCCAUCCUUAGCCAGUCAUACGGCUAUGGAUUUGCAAUUGGCUUAGGCGCAGCUUUUGCGUUGAUUAUGGCUCUGAUCACCAGGGUACUAUCUCGCUUUCUAGGCCAGGUACAAAACUCAGAACGUUUCUCUACUGCCUCGAGAAAUGUCAAGGCUGGUCUUAUUUCCUCGAGUACAGUGUCUGCUUGGACAUGGCCUGCAACUUUGCUUUCUUCAGGUGCUUGGAGCUACUCGCAUGGUGUGAGUGGAGGUUACUUCUAUGGUAUUGGAGGGACAAUCCAGAUUACCUUAUUUAUGUUCUUAGCUAUCCAGCUUAAGAGGAAAGCUCCUGCUGCUCAUACGCUUUCAGAAUGCUUUUAUUUGAGGUAUGGUAUGCCUGGACAUGUUGUGUUCUUGUGCUAUUGUAUGGCUACCAACAUACUCAUUUCUUCUUUACUUCUUUUGGGUGGUUCACAGGGCUUUGCUACAACUACUGGGAUGCAUACCGUUGCUGCUUCGUUCCUUUUGCCUUUGGGUGUCAUGGUAUACACUGCACUUGGAGGUUUAAAGGCUACCUUUGUAUCUGACUGGAUCCAUACGGUUAUUAUCUAUGGUAUCUUACUUGCAACCUGCUUUACAGUCUAUGGGUCUUCUUCAUUGAUUGGGUCACCAGGAAGGAUGUACGAUUUGUUGAAAGAGGCCCAAGAAGCGUUUCCUUCUGCCACAGGCGAGAGCUACCUCUCAUUCAAAGAUCCAGAGAUGUUCUAUCUUUCAUGGUCCGUUACCUUGGGUGGAUUUGGCUCUGUUUUUGGUGACCCAGGAUACUCUCAGAGAGCUAUAGCAGCACACCCUGCUGAAGUCUUUGAGGGAUACCUUAUGGGAGGCAUUUGCUGGUGGAUCAUUCCAGUAGCAUUAGGGCUGGCGGCUGGCUUGGCUUGCAGAGCUCUUCUUACCAACCCAGUAUCGGUCACUUACCCAAAUCCACUCACUGACUUUGAAGUGGGAGCUGGCUUACCAGUGAUAUAUGGGAUGGCUGCAAUAUUUGGGAAAAAGGGUGCAGCUGCUGGAUUGGCUAUGCUUUUCAUGUCGGUAACAUCAGCUACUUCCGCUGAGCUUAUUGCCUUUUCGUCAGUCACAACCUACGACAUUUACAGAACAUACUUCAAACCAGACGCUUCUGGAAAGCAGCUUGUCUUUGCAGCCCAUACUUCAGUCAUACUAUUUGGCAUAUUUAUGGCAUCUUUGGCAACCGUUUUGAAUUAUGUGGGUGUCACUGUGAGCUGGAUAUUGAGCUUCUUGGGUAUAGUUUUGACUCCAGAAGUCAGUGCUAUUAUAUUGACGCUUUACUGGAAACGCAUGACAAGACUAGGUCUAGUCAUUGGAGCUCCACUAGGCACUGUGACAGGAGUUGUCAGCUGGAUAGCUUCUGCUCAUCGCCUUGGAGAAGGCUCUGUCAAUAAGGAGACACUUAUGAUCCUGAAAGCUACUUUCAUUGGAAACAUUGCAGCUAUUUUCUCUGCACCGAUUUACAUCACUGUGAUUUCACUUUUGAAGCCAGACAAGGAGCCUUUUGAUAUGGAUAAAUUUCAGGCCAGCUUUAAGGCUGGUGAUGAUGUUGAUGAAGAGAUUGUCAAUGGCUUGGAGAUAUCUGCACAAGCUCGGCGUGUUUUGAAGAGACAAGAAUGGGCCUGUGUUGCCGUGAACUUGUUCAUCUUGCUUAUUCCAUAUGUGCUUGUCCCUUGUGUUUUGUAUGGACUUGGUGAUUUCAGUAAGAGCUCAUUUACCGCUUUUAUUAUAAUCCUUCUCAUAUGGGCAGUGAUAGCAGCUCUUUACAUCACUAUAUUACCCUUAGUACAAGGUUGGUCAUCGAUGAAGGCUAUCACGAGGAAGCUUCUCUUUCGGCAAGAAAAGGCAGAAGUCCACUCAGGACACUCUGACCAAUCUGAUCAUACCGAUAAUUCCGUCGAGGCUGACGAAGUCGAAGAAGUUCACUGGAAGUCUAAAUCAGACACUAGCUGA